AUGGCGCCAGGAGAGCGCUCCGAAGAGGUGUGGCUGUGGUACACGGCAGGUCACCAGCUACGGGCACAUUGCGCGGCUGGUGGGAAAGCACAAGUGGGCGUCUGCCUCAAGCAUCUGCCCUCGCCAUGGGCGGGCAGCAACAACAACAACAGCAACAACAAGAACAGGGAGGCGAGGUUUCACAGCGGCAACGUGCCCUGGCAGCGCGUGAUCAACGCCAAAGGCGCCAUCAGCCCCAGAGGGCCGGGGGCGGCAGGGCGGCAGGCGGAAGCGUUGCGGAGAGAGGGCGUCGUGGUCGAGCUGAGGCAGCACGGGCUGGGCGUGUACAGCGUGGACCUCGGCGAGUACGGCUGGUUCCCGGACAUGCUCCCGAGCGAGGCGGGCGGCAUCGACGAGAGCGAU
Messenger RNA from Exserohilum turcica Et28A, 402 nucleotides. RefSeq lists its product as uncharacterized. The transcript is spliced from 4 exons. NCBI's taxonomy places the organism in Eukaryota, Fungi, Ascomycota, Dothideomycetes, Pleosporales, Pleosporaceae. The annotation marks the transcript as partial. The record is from RefSeq and is a predicted model, not a curated record.